AUGUCCAGCCAACUCGAAAGCAAGGCUCCAUCCGAAGCCACCGCGCUGGGCUUCCUACGGCGCCAAUUCACUCGUCCGAAGCCCCUACCAGCAGGCCUGUCUCUCGCAGGCAAAGUCGCCAUUGUCACCGGCAGCAAUGUCGGACUCGGGCUCUCAGCAUGCCGACAGCUGCUCCAGCUCGGACUAUCCCACCUGAUCAUGGCAGUUCGGUCACAAGCAAAGGGCGAUGCGGCGGCGGCUCAGUUGCGGACGGACUUUGCUUCCGCUACUGUAUCUGUCUGGAUCGUCGACAUGGAGUCGUAUGACUCCGUGCGUGCUUUUGCUAAUCGGUGCGAGAGCUUGGAGAGGAUCGAUGUUGUGAUUCUGAAUGCUGGGCUGACUAUGGCGCCGUACACUGUUGCAAGGGCAACGGGGAAUGAACUCAUGCUGCAGGUCAAUUACUUGUCAACGGCCCUGUUGACGAUCCUGCUUCUGCCAGUUCUGAAAGCGAAGAAGAUUGCUGGUUCGUCGCAGCCGCCUGUUCUCAGCAUUGUUGGCUCGGAUGCAAUGUAUCACAACCAGAUGGAGCUGCGAGGCCCGAUCCUGCCACAGUUCCAACGGGCAGACACGUUUACACAGUUUGCGUGGUAUGGAAAGACGAAGCUGCUUCAGGCACUGUUUGUCUCCAAGCUGGCUGAGUUUGUCAGUCCGCGCGAUGUCAUUGUCAAUGUGUCGAAUCCGGGCAUGACGGAUGGCACCGACUUCUUCCGCGGAUAUCCUACCUGGGCAAAGAGGCUGUUUGGAAUUGCGCAGUGGAUGCUGGCAAGGUCGGUGGAUGUUGGUGCUUCAACGUAUCUGGAUGCUGUUCUGGUGCAGGGAGAGAAGAGCCAUGGGUCGUUUACGAGUGACUGGACGAUUAAGCCAUAUCCCAAGGUUUGGUAUACGCCGCAAGGAAGAAGUUUCACAGAGAGGCUUUGGGAGGAGACAAUGGAAGAGUUGAGCUUUGUGGGCGCCUCGAAGAUAUUGGGUGAUUUGAGGCAGAGCUCAACAGGCAGCAUGCAAUGA
Molecule: messenger RNA, 1044 nt
Organism: Trichoderma reesei QM6a
Lineage: Eukaryota; Fungi; Ascomycota; Sordariomycetes; Hypocreales; Hypocreaceae
Exons: 2
Coding region: 1-1044 (347 amino acids)
Source: RefSeq, a predicted model, not a curated record